Molecule: messenger RNA, 2229 nt
Organism: Scomber japonicus (chub mackerel)
Lineage: Eukaryota; Metazoa; Chordata; Actinopteri; Scombriformes; Scombridae
Gene: pak5
Product: p21 protein (Cdc42/Rac)-activated kinase 5
Exons: 10
Coding region: 1-2229 (742 amino acids)
Biological process (GO): protein phosphorylation; intracellular signal transduction; apoptotic process
Cellular component (GO): cytoplasm
Molecular function (GO): protein serine/threonine kinase activity; ATP binding
Source: RefSeq, a predicted model, not a curated record
AUGUUUGGGAAGAAGAAGAAACGGCUGGAGAUCUCAGCUCCAUCUAAUUUUGAGCACCGGGUCCACACGGGCUUCGAUCCGCGGGAGCAGAAGUUCACCGGGCUGCCACAGCAAUGGCAAAGCCUCCUGGCGGACACUGCCAACCGCCCAAAGCCCAUGGUGGACCCCUCCUACAUCACCCCCAUCCAGCUGGCACCAAUGAAGACCAUUGUUCGAGGGAACCGGCCACCCAAAGAUGCAUCCAUCAAUGGCCUGCUGGAGGAGUUUGACAACAUCUCAGUGACACGGUCGAACUCCCUGCGAAAAGAGAGCCCGCCAGGCCCCCACCAGGCUGGAAGCACUUCCAAACCCCCCAGCAGUGGUCAUCCCAAUGCCCCGGAGGAGAAUGGCUUCAACCACUACUACUCCCGCUACUCCUGUGACCUGGACACCUCCAGCAGGGACUUCUCUCUGGAUCAUGGCAAGCCAGGUUUCUCCAUGGACGGGGACUGGGCCAUGGGGAGGCACUAUCGAUUCACCAAGCAGAAUGGCCACUCGCACCCCAUACGCAGCCCCUUCUACCCUGAUGCCAUGCCCCAAAAAUCAGACUACGGCAAGCUCCCCCCAGACUACCAUACCUACCUGGAGAGCAAGGGGCGUUCAGCUGAUGAAGUGGCCUCCACAGUGGGGAGCGGGGUGGGCUCCAGCGGCUACUACCGAGCAUCUGUGGGAGGCUCAUCCAGCCAGGACUACAGGGACACUUCAGUAGGCACGCCAUCUCGUGCCUCACUACACAGCGAGCAGAUAAACUAUCCAGACAGUGAGUGGAGCUAUGGCGGCCUGCGGGAUGAAUACGAUAAACGACCCAAAAGUUCUUAUGUGACGCAGACCAGCCCCACACCGGCUAUAAGGCAGAGAUCUCGGUCAGGUUCUGGACUGCAGGAGCCAAACGUCCCCUGUGUGGCCAGUGGGGCUUUCAAGAACCCUCCUCAGGCCCACCCAUACAGCUCCUACACCUACCCUCGCCUCUCAGAGAGUCUCACCAACUCACAGACAUUGGCCAAGGGUGACUACGAGCGUUCAUCACGUGACGGCAGUCCCCAGAUUACGGGUGGUGACACCUACCCCCGAGGGCCUCUUAAGCUACCUCAGAGCCACACCAAGCCACCGGGCUACCCCCCAGUGCACCUGCCCUACCCACCUGUCUUUCACCAUUACAAACCCUCGCCCUACCAUCAUCCCCCCUCCCAGCCCAGCCCACCAUACACCCCCCAGGGGGCCUACUCACAACCUUCAUCACCCUACAUCCCCCCGGGAGCCUACCCACCACCUUCCUGGGGGUCCAGUUCUGACACUCAGCCCUCCAGGGUGUCUCAUGAGCAGUUCAGAGCUGCACUUCAACUGGUGGUCAACCCAGGUGACCCUCGGGAAUAUCUGGACAGCUUUAUCAAAAUUGGAGAGGGCUCCACGGGUAUCGUGUGCAUUGCCAGCGAGAAACACAGUGGCAAGCAGGUGGCAGUGAAGAAGAUGGACCUCAGGAAACAGCAGAGGAGAGAGCUGCUCUUUAAUGAGGUGGUAAUCAUGAGGGACUACCAUCAUGAAAAUGUUGUGGACAUGUACAACAGCUACUUGGUGGGAGAUGAACUGUGGGUCGUCAUGGAGUUUCUUGAGGGCGGCGCACUCACGGACAUUGUGACUCAUACCAGGAUGAAUGAGGAGCAGAUCGCUACAGUGUGUUUGUCGGUGCUGAGGGCUCUGUCAUACCUGCACACACAGGGCGUCAUCCACCGUGACAUCAAGAGUGACUCCAUUCUGCUGACCAGUGAUGGCAGGAUCAAGCUAUCAGACUUUGGCUUUUGUGCCCAAGUUUCCAAAGAGGUACCCAAAAGGAAAUCCCUUGUGGGCACGCCCUACUGGAUGGCACCAGAGGUCAUCUCUAGACUACCUUAUGGGACUGAGGUCGAUAUCUGGUCUUUAGGCAUCAUGGUGAUUGAGAUGGUUGAUGGAGAGCCACCUUAUUUUAACGAGCCCCCUCUGCAGGCCAUGAGGAGGAUAAGAGAUAACCUGCCCCCACGGCUAAAAGAGUCACACAAGGUCUCCUCGGUGUUGCGUUCCUUCCUAGACCUGAUGCUGGUGAGGGAGCCCUCUCAGAGAGCCACGGCACAGGAACUCCUCCAGCAUCCCUUCCUGAAGAUGUCAGGACCCCCAUCCUGCAUCGUUCCCCUCAUGAGACACUAUCGCCACCGUUGA